AUGAGCUGCUUCGAGAAGGAGGGCAGCUGGAGCCUGUCCUUCGCGGGCGCGGGCUUCCUGGGUCUCUACCACGUGGGGGUGAUCCACUGCCUGAGGCAGCGCGCCCCACGCCUUCUCCGCGGCGCCGGACGCUUCUACGGCUCCUCCUCCGGGGCGCUCGUAGCCGCCAGCGUCGUCAGCGGCUUGUCUGUCGACUUGUGCUGCUCCCGCCUUAUGGCCAUGGUCAAGCAAGUGGAGCAGCUGAGCCUAGGCAUCUUCCACCCUGCCUUCAUGCCCAUCGAGACCAUCAGGCAGGACCUGCAAGACUGGCUGCCCGCCGACGUUCACAUCCUGGCCUCCCAGCGGCUGGGCAUCUCACUGACCCACUGGCCCAACGGCGAGAACGUCGUUGUCACCGACUUCGCCACCCGCGAUGAGGUCAUUGAGGCCUUGGUCUGCUCCGUGUACUUCCCUUUCUACUGUGGGACGAUUCCUCCCACGUUCAGAGGGAAGCGCUACAUUGACGGCGCUCUAAGCAACAACCUGCCCUUCGCGGACUCGCCCUCCGCCAUCACCGUGUCGCCCUUCCAUGGGACGGUGGACAUCUGUCCUCAGAGCAGCUCGGCUAGCAUACACGAGCUGAACGCCUUCAACGCCAACUUCCAGAUCUCCACUGAGAACUUCUUCCUGGGCAUCACCUCCCUCAUCCCCUGCAGCCCCGAGGUAAUGGCCGACAGCUGCAGACAAGGCUACUUGGAUGCCCUGAGGUUCCUGGAGAGACGCGGACUCACCAAGGAGCCAGUGCUGUGGAGCUUGGUGUCUAAGGAGCCCCCAGCCCCAGCUGAUGGGGCCCCAGGUGCUGCCCACGAUGGAGGCCAGGAGGCGGGCUUGUCGCUCAACUGGGCAGUGCCCAACGUGCUGGUCAAGGACGUGCCCGACUUUGAGCAGCUCUCCCCAGAGCUGGAGGCUGCACUGAAGAAAGCCUGCUUGCGGGACCCCAGUGCCUGGGCCUCUUUCUGCCGCUCGGGGCCCGGGCGGGUGCUGAUGUACCUGCUGCUGCCUUGCACGCUGCCCUUUGAGUACGUCUAUUUCCGGAGCAGAAGGUUGGUGGCGUGGCUGCCGGAUGUGCCGGCCGACUUGUGGUGGAUGCAAGGCUUGCUGAGGAGCUUGGCCCUCGAGGUCUAUUCCAGGAUGAAGGACCAGCUCCUUAGCCUGCUUGUCACCAGCCCCCUCCAGCCUAAAGCCACUCCUCCCAAGGACCUGGCCGAGGAGCCCAGACCCACCCAUCAGGCCUCAGGGGACCGUGCCAGCCCAGCCCAGUGACUGGCCUCCCCUGCCUCCCAUCAUGGCCCUUGUCCCGUGUCCGCACCUGCCCCCAGUCCUUGAGUCCUGACCCAUCUCCCGGAGCUCAGAGCCAGACCCUAGCCCAGGGUGGGCACUGGAAUUGUCAGCCACGUGGAGGGUGGAGAGGACAGAGACUCUUGUCACAAGCCACAUGGGCAGGAGUGAGAAGAGGCCCUUCCUGUGUCUCUCUGCACCCCGCCCCCCCCCACCCCGCUCCUGGGGCUUCAGGUUCUUCUUUUCUGGGUGAGACACAGCCUGUUAGUACACCUCUAGGUCACUGUGUGCCUGGGUCAUCCUCCUGUCUCAUCGCAGAGAGGAAGGAAGGCAGGGGCUGAGACACAUGUCUGGUUCUAGAAUUUCCAUUUGGAGGACUUGGGGCAGCACCUCGGGGAAUAAGCAGUGUGCAAGGUACUUCAGGGAAGGUGGAGAAAAUGCUACAGGCUCAUAUCAGACCCCUGGCUUCCCUGGAGGCUCAAACGGUAAAGAAUCUGCCUGGGAUGCAAGAGACCUAGAUUCCAUCC
This is a messenger RNA of Odocoileus virginianus texanus, 1844 nucleotides long. The record is from RefSeq and is a predicted model, not a curated record. Lineage: Eukaryota; Metazoa; Chordata; Mammalia; Artiodactyla; Cervidae.